AUGAACGGCUGCCGACCUGCGUACCCAUGCAUCNCAAUACAACGGGGCUAUGGGUGUCCUUGCUGUGCCUCUUGCUUCUCAACACGAGAAAGCCUGGUGCGACAUCAAAAUCAAUGCCAUAAGGGUGAUCCAGCCACCACCGAGAAGCCACGAAAGGUCUGGAUGCAGCGGCUCAGAAAAGGAGGACUGGGCUCGAGCUAUGUGGAGGUCCAGUAUUCCAAGCGAUCCAAGAGACGUCGUGUGGACGCGCAAUCCUUCUUAUCCUUGCUCGAGGCUCAGAAAAAAAAGGACUUUGGCGUCAACUCGAUACGACUCCAUCCGGUUUAUCAGAUCCUGGGCCUUGGGGUGCUGCUCGACCGGUUGUCACUGAGCCAAGUCAGAGAGCUGGGUUGCAGCGAGGUCAACUCGACCCUACUCUCAGUCAUGCACGGUCUUUUGGACAAGACGUACGAAAACAUGUUGUGCUACACGACGGCUCGUGAGGUCCUUGGAAAACUGUACACCAAGUCGGGAGACGUGUUUACGGCCCGAUAUUAUCAAAAAGUCAUGCAGCACACCUACGAUCGCUACAUGAUUGUGGCUACGCGCUACGUGCAGUACCUCCUACAAGUACGGCGCCGGGGCGACGAGGUUCCAGGUCGAAUCAGUGACGAGCUGGCAAAAGCUUUGGACGACGUGGAAGUGGCCCAAGGUCAAAACAACCAUGUCAUGACGCUGUCCGAGGCGCUGACCAAUGUGUG
This is a messenger RNA of Monosiga brevicollis MX1, 740 nucleotides long. RefSeq lists its product as uncharacterized. The transcript has a single exon. The record is from RefSeq and is a predicted model, not a curated record. The annotation marks the transcript as partial. NCBI's taxonomy places the organism in Eukaryota, Choanoflagellata, Craspedida, Salpingoecidae.